AUGCGAAUACUCACCGUUGGCGACGGCGACCUAUCCUACAGCCUCGCGCUUCAGCGCGCCUUUGGCGCCGACGUCAGCCUGGUGGCAACCACGCUCCCCGCCGCCGACGAGCUUUGUGCGACGUACCGCAAUACAGGUAAGAUCCUUGCCGAGCUUGCGGAGCGCGGAGCCACCGUCCUGCACGGGAUCGACGCGACUCGCCUGCCGCUGACGCUCGGCCGGUUCGCCCAUGUCGUUUUUUGCCACCCUCACCUCGGCCUCUCCGACCUGAUCGACGAAGCGGCGCACGCGCAGAGGCACAGCGUUCUGGUUGCGCACUUCCUUGAUUCGGCCGCGGCGCUGCUCGAGGCGUCGGGCACGAUCCACCUGACCCUCUGCGGCUCCCAGCCUCGUACGUGGGCGGUGGACGAGCACGCCGCUCGCCUCGGCCUCGACAUUGUGCAGCGCGCGCCGCCGGCGACGCCGAGCUGCUUUUGGCCACCGCCGUCGUGCGGCGGCAGCGGCGAGACAACGCCACCGCCCACCGCCCUCGCGCCCGAGCCUGGCUGGGCUGCGCCGCGCAAGUUCCGGUCGGGCUCUCUCGGCUCGCGCCACUGGCUCGGCAGGUUUGGGUACGAGCAUCGCCGCUGCGAGGGCGACGCGGACAUGCACGUCGAGAACAGCGUCGAGCUCCUCUUUUGCGUCGCGGCGGCGCAGCGCCCGCCCGCGGAGGAGCGCGGCCGCUGCCCUGUCUGCGGGUGGGCGGUGGCGGCGGGCGAGGCAGAGGAGGAGCACGUGCGCUCCCUCGCAUCGCCGGUGCUCACGCCAGCCGAGCGCGCGUGGAGCGACCCGGCGAGUGGGAGGAGCUUCCGCACCGAGUUUGCGCUCGAGUCGCGCCACGAGGUGCCCGCCGAGGGGGAAGGCGCGCGCGCCUUUGCGUGGAGCCGCAAGGCUGCGUUUGCACGCGAGCUGCCGAGCAAGAAGGUUGCACUCACCGCCUUCCGCGAGGGGCGGCUGCUUCUCAACGGCGCCGCAGUCGAGGAGACGCGCUGCCUGCGGACCGGCGACGCGGAGCUCGCGGUCGUCUGGAAGCCCGCCGGCUGCAAGUCGCUCGGCGACUCGGCGGAUGUCACCGCGGAGUGCCCCGUCCACGUCAUGGUCGUCUCUGCCACGGCGGAGACGAGCCCCGUGCAGCUCACGACGCUGCGGCUGGUCAGCGGCGGCAGGCGUGGCCGGCUCUGCGGCGACCUCUGCUUCUUCCUGCGCGCGCACGCGGGAUGCCCGGUCGUGGGGGAUCGGUACGCGAGGCGCGAGCGCGGCGAGCUGCCGCGUUACUGCAACGCUCUCAGGAAGAGCCGUGCGCGGCCUCAGAUCAGCUGCAUCGGGGUCGGGGUGGGAGGGGGCGGCGUUGAGGGUGAGGUGCGGGUGGAGCUCGCUGUGCCGCCCCGGCUGCUAGCGAGCACGUGGUCCACGCCCGAGGCGGCGAGGGGGGCGAGGGGAGAGUGCGGGUUGAGAGGGGUGAGUGAUCCGUUUUGA
Messenger RNA from Emiliania huxleyi CCMP1516, 1515 nucleotides. RefSeq lists its product as hypothetical. The transcript has 5 exons. NCBI's taxonomy places the organism in Eukaryota, Haptophyta, Isochrysidales, Noelaerhabdaceae. The record is from RefSeq and is a predicted model, not a curated record. Gene Ontology annotation, biological process: rRNA base methylation. Gene Ontology annotation, cellular component: cytoplasm. Gene Ontology annotation, molecular function: rRNA (uridine-N3-)-methyltransferase activity. The coding region runs from base 1 to 1515 and encodes 504 amino acids.